AUGGUCCCCCGCACGACCCUCCUCGAACCAGUACAAUCCCUCCUGCAUGCCCUCACCACCAAAACCCCCGACGCUCCCCUCACCACCCUCCUCCGGACCUUCACCACCCAGCCUGUACCACUAGUCCACGAACACGGCCUCCCCCAGCUAGCCCCCUUCCUCGGCCUCUCCUUCACUGGCCAGGAUGGCGUAGCCCGCUACUUCGAGCUACUAGGAGACCACCUCUCCAUCGCAAACAUGACCUUCGAGCCCGACGACGCCUGGCUCGUCGACGACAGCUGCAUGGCCGUCGUGCUGCGCGGCCACGCCACGUUCACCUGGAAGGACACCGGGCAGGCGUGGGACGAGACGUUUGUGUACCGGAUUGCGCUGGCAGAGGAGAUGAGUCCGGAUGAGGAGCGGAGGGGGAAGUUGAGGGUUUGCGAAUAUCGCGUUUGGGCGGAUACAGGGGCGGCGUAUUUGGCGAGGCUGGGGAAGUUGGGGGAUCUUGUGGGGGGCAGGGACACGGCUAAGGGGGGCGUAGAGGGGAUUCAUUUGCCUGGGGCGAAGGGGGGUUAG
Messenger RNA from Penicillium canariense, 558 nucleotides. RefSeq lists its product as uncharacterized. The coding region runs from base 1 to 558 and encodes 185 amino acids. NCBI's taxonomy places the organism in Eukaryota, Fungi, Ascomycota, Eurotiomycetes, Eurotiales, Aspergillaceae. The record is from RefSeq and is a predicted model, not a curated record. The transcript has a single exon.